This is a messenger RNA of Chara braunii, 3216 nucleotides long. The record is from the annotation of a GenBank genome assembly. NCBI's taxonomy places the organism in Eukaryota, Viridiplantae, Streptophyta, Charophyceae, Charales, Characeae.
CCUAGACAUCGUUCAUAAUACUCUUCUGACAUAUCCUACUCAUCAUAGAUCGACAGAUAUAUACAAAAAAAAAAAGGAAAAAAAAGGUAAGUAGUCCUCUUUUAUUUUUUAUUUUUUUAGUUUAUCUGUUGAUUAGGGCCGGAGGAAAGUAUUGUUGGGUUGGUUACCUACCUACGUUUUCCCUCCCACCCACCCCUUGCAUGCAUCCCGGUUCGGUACAGUGCCACGUCAGCAGCRCCACGUCACAGUGCCAGAUCAGCAGUGCCACGUCAGCAGUGCCAGGUCACAGUGCCACGUCACAGUGCCAGAUCAGCAGUGCCACGUCAGCAGUGCCAGGUCAUAGUGCCACGUCAGACUCAGUGCCACAUCAGACUCAGUGCCACGUCAGCAGUGACGUCAGAAACAGUGCCAUGUUCUGGCACUUUGAACCGAACGGCGACGAGGCAACACCACAAGAGAAGCACAAGGAGUUCCUCUCCAAACUCGUGACAAGGUUGUUGUACGCUUGCAAUUACCAACGGUCAGAGUUGGAGAGACAGUACCAGGACCUGACGCAACAACAUCAGGAGUUGGCAAAGCUCCGCCGCAUAGUGCAGAGCCACGAGGAUGCAACUCGGGCACUCAAUGCCCGAUUACUGGACCUGGAACAGGCUGUACCAGGACCAGCUGUUGGGGCUUCCAGCAGUGCACCCUCUAGCUGCCAACUGGAGGACCGUGUUGACCAUGUAGUGGCAAUGCUCGGCGACAUCAGCACUUUCGCUGCGCCGACCACCACCAUCAGCAGUCAGCUGCAUACAUUGAAGACCGAGGUCCAACAGCUGCAGUCGACGAACGCGGACGACAAUCCGAAGAUGUACAAGAUGCCAACUUUCAACCUGGAGAGGUUCGAUGACUACACGCAGCAGGAUCCGGUCCUCUGGUGGGAAGCAUUCACAACGCAACUCAGGAUUCUGCCCGUAGCCAAGCAUGCGUACAUCGGCGCCCUGUUCCUGAACUCAAAGGGCGGAUGCCAGACCUGGUUGAGCCACCUGGCAACCUCCCACGGCGUCGACGUACCAGACUUGAAGGACAAAAUCACAUGGGAGGAACUGACACGACUGUGGAAGAAGCGGUUCAUCGUUGACGACGCGCCGACACUCGCCAUCAACCAUUUGUUCACCAUGUCACAGGGCAACACUGCAACACGGGAUUGGCUCACAGAGUGGCAGAAGAUUGUGGCAGUGCCCAAUCUGGAUCUGCCUUUCACUCAUCUCAGACGUGAGUUCUACAACAGGUCCUGUGCUGCAUUGAGCCAGGCCCUUGGUGAUCGCGAGCAGUACUCCACUUCCGCCGAGAUUAUCGACAAGGCGAGAGAGAUCAUCAAGACCAACAGACGAUCAGGAACGCCGGCCCUCUCCCACGCAUCGACGACCUUCUCGAGCGAUUGGGCGGCGCCCAGUUCUUCUCUAAGCUGGAUCUCAAGUCAGGGUACCCACCAACUCGAGAUUCGCAAGGAGGAUCGCUACAAAACCGCGUUCAAGACACGGUAUGGGCAUUUCAAAUGGCUGGUCAUGCCGUUCGGCCUUACGAAUGCCCCAACCACUUUCCAAGCGGCUAUGACAACGGAGUUCCGACACAUGUUGGAUCGGUUUGUACUCAUCUAUCUCGACGACAUCUUGGUGUAUAGUCGGAGUUUGGACGAGCAUGUGGAACACCUGCGCACCGUUUUGGAGCGGCUACGACAAGCCAAGUACAAAGCAAACCGCGACAAGUGCGAGUUCGCACAGCAGGAGCUGGARUACUUGGGACACUAUGUGACGCCGCAAGGCAUCCGUCCGCUUGCGGACAAGAUCGAGGYCCUACGAGUAUGGCCCGAGCCCACCAACACCACGGACGUUCUCUUGGAACAGCACGACGGCGACGACUGGCACCCUGUGGAGUAUUUCAGCCACAAAGUGCCUCCCAUCAACUCGCUUGAUGAUGCAAGGAAGAAGGAGCUGCUCGCAUUCGUGAUGGCUCUCAAGCGCUGGCGGCACUUCCUUCUUGGGCAUCGUAGGUUCACAUGGGUCACAGACAACAAUCCAUUGACCUACUAUAAGAUGCAGGACACGGUGAGCAGCACGAUCGGACGAUGGAUUUACUUCAUCGACCAAUUUGACUUCACACUGAAACAUGUCCCCGACCUCUCCAAUCGCGCAGCAGAUGCACUCUCGCGAAGACCUGAUCUUUGCGCUAUGACACAUCAUGCCUUCGCAUUCGACGAGGAGCUUCAGCGACACUUCAUCCGGGCAUAUCAGUCUGAUCCGGMCUUCGGCACGCUCUAUGCACAGCUAUCUUCGGAUCACCCGUCGGCCAGCCAUUACCGCAUUGUCGACGGGUACUUGCUCCUCCACUCGAGAGGCAAGGACUUACUAUGUGUCCCACGCGACCGUCGUCUUCGGACUCGCCUCCUUGGCGCUUAUCAUGAUUCACGACUCGCCGGCCAUUUCGGAGUCAACCGCACUAUUGCACGACUUCGACAGCGAUUCCGAUGGCCCGACCUCAUUACCGAUGUCACUCGGUAUCGCGACUCUUGCGAAGUUUGCCGACGCAGCAAGCCCCGCAACCGCAAUCCCUACGGCGAGUUACACCCGAUGCCUAUCCCACGGGAACCCGGUCUCUCCAUUGCCAUGGACGUCACCAGUCCGUUUCCUCGCGACCGGCUCGGGCACGACGGCCUCCUCACGGUUGUGGACCGAUUGAGUAAGUACGCGCGUUUUCUCCCUUGCAAGUACUACUCCACGGCUCCCGAGCUGGCACGCCUCCUGCACACUGGUUGGAUUUGUGGCCACGGUGUACCAGAAGACAUUGUAAGCGACCGCGGCACUCGUUUCAUGUCGGUGUUUUGGACUGCUCUCAUGCAGGAGUCCGACACAACAAUGAAACCAAGUUCGGCUCGACAUCCUCAGACAGACGGGCAGACGGAGCGGGCACAUCAAACCGCUCAAAUGAUGCUUCGUACGCUCAUCUGUCAGGACCAGAAAGAUUGGGUUGAACGCCUCCCCGACAUCGAGUUCGCCUACAACACUUCGGUGCAUCCGGCGAUCGGCGUGACUCCAUUCGAGUUGCACCACGGUGGACGGAAAGGCCGGAUCUUCGCCGACCUUCUCCUCCCUCGACCAGCCGACAUUGACGCUGCCUGCUCGCCCGCUUCCGUCUGAAAGUACAGGGAAUUGCUGACUCAAGCCCGCACAAAUU